AUGAUCAUAGCUGUCCCCACUGGAAUAAAAAUCUUUAGUUGGUUCGCUACCAUGUGGGGGGGUUUGAUACAAUACAAAACACCCAUGUUAUUUGCUGUAGGGUUCAUCUUUUUGUGCACCAUAGGAGGACUCACUGGAAUAGUCCCACCAAAUUCUGGGGUAGACAUUGCUUUCCAUGAUACUUAUUAUGUGGUUGCACAUUUCCAUUAUGUUGAUACUUAUUAUUUGGUAUGA
Molecule: messenger RNA, 234 nt
Organism: Linum tenue
Lineage: Eukaryota; Viridiplantae; Streptophyta; Magnoliopsida; Malpighiales; Linaceae
Source: the annotation of a GenBank genome assembly